AUGAAGGCCAGAUCCCCUCCUGAAUGUAGGAGAAAUUAGUUAGAAAGAUCUUGUUGUGUGUGUUGAAGUUAUGAAAGCGUAUUAGUAUUACCUAUUUUCCACUUGAGUAUGUAUUUCCCAUAUUCCGUUUCGAUGGUGUCACGGACAGUCUCUGCAAGAAAGUCGGAGCAUGCUGCAGAUAGGUGAUAUCGAUCAUCUGGGCCUAAGUAUGAGCACAAUGGGUAAAGCGCUCUGUGUGUGUUUUUGUGACCUUUUCGAUCAAGAAGUCUGAUGUUAAGUUUUGUCACUUUUUCGUCCUUGUGACCUUCAAUGACAAUUGUCAGUGUUCCCUCGUCCCCGAAGUGGCAGAAAUUGUUUGGCAUCUUAAUUAUGUGUAUUUAAGACUUUGUUGCUAUUCCAUACCCUCAAGUCUUUUAUUUGCUGGCUGAUUACUUCCCUCAAUCCUAAUAAUUUACUUCUUACAACUUUGAACGGAGUAUGAUUUUUGUCCGUUUUUGCAACUCUAUCAACUAACUAUUUCUAGGGGGUACUUGUUGUUAAUGAGUUUGCCUGCCGAAAUUAAGGCUUCAAUAGUACAGAAAAAAGACUUAAGUUGACUUCCCCUCAUCACGAAUCUCCAAUUAUUGUAUGAGAUACUCAGCAUUUGUCGGAUUGCUAGGCAGUAAUCAGCAUCCAACUUCUGACCCUUUAUAUUCAACUUUUUGUUCAAUUCCGCUUUAACAUCUGCCAUUUUUUUGGGUGAGAUCCAAGGUUAUUCGCCAUGGAUAUAAUCUGUGAAAUUCUGCAAGUUUCAUGUUUGAUUUUUGAAGGAUUAGAUGAGCUUAAGUUAAUCGAUAAGAAAGUAGUACCGUUGGCGCCGAGUAGAUGCGGCUAGAUUGACAACAUUUCAAAAUUUUGUUGAAUUUUCCAAAAGAUUCUUUUUUCCCAGUCCCGAAGCGAAAAAAUUCAAAAUUUUUCAAUUUUCACAAAAAAUCCCUUUUUUCAAGUCCCGAAGCGAAAACAUUUCAAAAAAAUGUUUUUUCUUUUUUGGUAAAGGGUAACCUAUCCAGUUGGGGUAACCUAUCCUCCGGGUAGUUUUUUUCGGGGUAACCUAUUCUCGGGGUAACCUACCCUCCGCAAAUCGCUCUCUACUUUUUGCAUGGUCUCUAUCGAUUUUGUUGAAUAUUUUCGUUGAAGCAGAAUGCUGUACGCUUAAAAUUUUUUCUUCAGUGGGCUGUAUUCGCAAAAUUUGAAGAUAUAAUUUCAGUAAUACUGUGAGUCAUGGUCUUGUAAGUUUAGGAUUUUUUUGUGUAAAUUUUGCGAAUACAGUAAGUUUAGGAUUUUUUUGUGUAAUAUUCGUCAGAUUCCCCUUGAUGCACCGGUUUAUUUGCAAAGAAGAGGUUUUGUGACCCGCAACUAUCAUUAUACUAUUUUUUUCAACAAUUCGCAUUCCAGCAACCUUCUCCAUUCUCACGUCCCCCUUCUUAGUCCAGCACAACAUCCAGUUUGGCCCCGAAACGCCGGAACAAUGGCCACAAGACACUCUAAAUGAGAAGUAAUUGCACAAUGGGAGUGAUCAAUUGACCAGAAAAGGUAACGUCCAUUCAGGUUGUUUGUGGUGUAAACACGCGACGCUAUGCGUGUUGUUGUUUGGGCAGCGCAUAAAAUGGACCCUGGUAUUUAUUAUGCACUGCCAGUGGGGCCCGGAACUUGGGGUUGGGAUGGUCAGGGGUGGACUGUCAUCAUUUUUAGUUUGACUUUUGCUUAUCUGGUUCUAUUCUCCAUGAUGAUUUAUUCAUUUUUGACAUUUUUUUAUAACAAAGUCGAUUUUUUUGGUUAUUACGGUUAAUACUUGCUUUUGUUAUCAACUUUAUCCUUUCUGCACUCCAUUCCAGCCAUGCCCACCCCGAUCCGGCUCUUUGCCCUUUUUCUCGGCCUCGCAGCCUGCGCCCGGGCUAAUCGCGCAGCAACUCCGCCGAAUCGUCUCACUUUCUGCGAAUACCUGGAGAAGAUCGGCGUCAAGGACGACAGAUGCAGUCGGAAGGUCCGGCAGAUCGAGGACAUCGAGAAUCAGAACGGUAGGCCAAACAAGUGGGCGGAGUCGGGGAACGAGGGGCCGAUGAAAAGAAUCCGACCCCGCUUCUUGAUCGCGACCAUCUGGAGACGGGUCGAGAAGGACGACGAGGGGAUCCAGAGUCGGCUUCAACGAGACCGCGAACGUAUGGAAAGUAAUCUUCGAACUGGAGAAAACAAUGCAAAUAAUGAGGAGGAGCGGAAACAAAGCCAGAAAAAGGACGUCCCUCUAGGACAGGAUGAGGCCAAUCAAGAGGAAAAUCAAAUCAGAGGUGCCGCUCAAUCCGAGAAUUCCAUUUUCAAUCCAGUCCAGGCUCAGCCUAUCUUUCGACGGACUGAUUUCGGCACUAAAUCAAUGUCAUCUCCAUCUGAUCAGAAACCUCAGCCAGAUUCCACUCCAAAUCCGACUGUCGAAUUGACCAACAAUCUGAAUCAAUACCUGAACCACGAGAAUGGAAUGUUGAAGAUCAAGAUCUUCAAGUUGAAGCGCAAACAACGUCGUCUCAGGGCCAAAGUUCGCCUGCUGAAAUGGGCGGUGGCGUUGCUUCAGAAGCGGGAGGAGGAACGGAAGCAUCGGCCAAAGGUGUUCUUGGCCAAGUCCGAGCGUCUGACCACCGCUCUCUUCUCCGGGAACGCUGAGGCGCCUGUCGUCGCCGCCUCCGCUCACUUGGAGCCCCUUCCCUUUAGGCGUUCUCGGCACGAAUCUGAUGCCCCAAGGCACCGGCGUCUACAAGCAAUGCUACUUAAAGUACAAUCCAAGAAACUGUUUGCGUACGCCGUCCUGCGAAAGUAAUACGGUAGGUGCUUUCAAUAGCUCUAUAAAAAAUAUUGUCAUCAUUGUGUGUAUAGAUAUAAUAUGUAAUUUUAACAUAAUCAGGCAUUCCGAGCACUUCCCAAUUUACAGGGGAAGUACUCCAAGUGCGACGCUCAGAUUUUGACGAAAUUUGGCACAAAUUUAGAACAAUUUUAUCUAAGAUAUAUGCGAGAAUCCGAGCUCGCGCUUUGCAGAAACAACCGAGAUUUUUAGAUCGAAAUUUAGGACUUUUUGCCGAAUUUCGGCACGAAAAGUUUCAUGCCUAUUUCUAUCGUAAAGGAUAAUGUUUCUACAAAAAAUGAAAUUUUUCCGCACGAAACUGCCAAAGUUAUGGCCGAAAGUUUUUCUCUCUGACCGCUCUCCACGUUUGGCAUGCUCUCUCGGCGGCAAAAAUCGUUCGAUAUCUCGGCGUCGCCCGCAAAGCGCGAGGUAAAACUUUCAGGAAUUGAUAUUUAGUCCAUACCCGACGUGUGUGCAAAAUUUAAAGAAAAUCUGGGCGUCGCACUUGGAGUACCUCCCCUGUUAGUCGAUUACCAAAAAGUCCGGCUUUAAUGUGAAGCACAAUGUAAUUAUCCACCACUAACCCCAUUUACAGUUGUGUGUUGAUGUUGUCGGAAGUCCGUGUUGCGUCCAGCCUCGAGGCGUCUGUCCCACCACCCAACAACUCGACAUCAAAUGUGUCAAACACCGCUCCACCAACUGGUGCAACUCCAACCGAGAUUGUGCCAAGGACUCGUUGUGUUGCGACACGGGUUGUGGCUACAACAUGUGUGUCUCCAACGAGUUCCGUCUCACGUAG
Bursaphelenchus xylophilus (pine wood nematode) is the source of this 3665-nucleotide messenger RNA. Lineage: Eukaryota; Metazoa; Nematoda; Chromadorea; Rhabditida; Aphelenchoididae. The record is from the annotation of a GenBank genome assembly.